UCAAAAUCCAUCUAUUUUCUUAUAUGCUGUGCAUGUGAUGAGGUGAAGGCAGAAUUAUGAUUUCACAUGGGGGUCAGUCAGGAAUAGCUGGUCCCAGGUGAAGUUGUUUGCAGUAGCAAAUGAAGAUGCAGGUGAAUUAAGUUAUGGAUUAAAUGCUGAAUCCUUCAUUUCCCAGAGUCUAAGCAGCUCUUUGACGUUUAUUUCGGUAAGCACAAUCACACAGUAAACACUUAAUGCUCUCCUAGCACAGAAGUUACAGAGCUGCUGAGAUUUACUAAGAUUAGCAGUGGGAGAUUAGAGCAGGGGAUGCCAAAUGGGCUUUGCCCUUCUCUGCAGAAGAGCUCUAUGGCACCUGCAGAGCUGUGUGGUGUUUGGCAGAUGAGGGUUGAUAUUAAUGAUGUGCUUGCAAUCAAUCCUGAAUUAUUAGAAAUACCUCCUGCUGAUGUGAAAGAGAAUGUUCCUGUGCAAGACAAUGUAACUGUCCAGAGACCGAAGCGUAGAACAACCCUUUCAAGAAUUCCUGCUCCUCCUCCUCGGGAAGCAGUCACAUCUAAUGUCUCUGCACAUGAGCAGCAGAUUCAAGCUGUGCGUGGCCGUUCCAGGAUGUCUGCUAUCACAGAACCCCAGUGUGGCUUCCAGGAAGAAGAAAUGGCAGUAGAUCCCUCCACUUCUGGGCAAACCAGAAAAUAUUUGACAGUUGCUGCUGGCCGAACCAGGCCUAGCGGGCUGGCUUGUGUUCCAGAAGCUUCACUGGCAAGUGUAAAUGGAGACACAGAGAAUCAUCUGCCUGCUGCUAGAGCGAGCUGCUCAAUGAGCCCAGUUCGAAGAAGAUCUAACAUUGUGAAAGAGAUGGAGAAAAUGAGAACCAAGAGAGAAGAAAAGAGAGCUCAAAAUAGUGAAAUCAGGAUAAAACGAGCACAGGAGUUUGACAGCACCUAUCCAAACUGGGAGUUUGCACGUAUGAUCCAGGCAUUCAGAGCAACUUUAAACUGCCAGCCAAUAUCUAUAAAUGAUCCAAUAGAAGAGCACAGGAUUUGUGUCUGUGUGAGAAAGCGCCCUCUCAAUAAGCAAGAACUUCAAAAGAAGGAAUGUGAUGUGGUUACUGUUCCGAGCAAGUGUGUCCUGAUGGUGCAUGAGCCAAAGCAGAAAGUGGACCUGACAAAAUACCUCGAAACCCAAACAUUUAGAUUUGACUUUUCAUUUGAUGAAACUUCUUCGAAUGAAAUGGUAUACAGAUUCACUGCUAGACCUCUUGUAGAGACCAUCUUUGAAGGUGGGAAGGCGACAUGCUUUGCAUAUGGCCAGACAGGCAGUGGCAAGACACAUACUAUGGGCGGAGACUUCUGUGGGAGAGGCCAGAAUGCCUCGAGGGGCAUAUAUGCUUUUGCCUCACAAGAUGUCUUUCUCCUCCUAAACCAGCCCAGGUACAGGAAUCAGAAUCUGGAAGUCUAUGUGACUUUCUUUGAAAUAUACAAUGGAAAAGUGUUUGACCUCUUGAAUAAGAAGGCCAAACUUCGAGUCCUGGAGGAUGGCAAGCAACAGGUCCAGGUUGUUGGUCUCCAAGAAAAACCAGUUGGCUGUGCUGAGGAUGUCAUCAAAAUGAUCUCGAUGGGCAGUGCCUGCAGGACAUCUGGGCAGACUUUUGCAAAUGCUAGCUCUUCACGGUCACACGCCUGCUUCCAAAUCAUACUGCGCCGAAGAGGACAAAUGAUUGGCAAAUUUUCCUUAGUGGAUCUAGCAGGAAAUGAAAGGGGUGCAGACACAUCUAAUGCUGAUCGGCAGACACGGAUGGAAGGUGCUGAAAUCAAUAAGAGCUUGCUGGCUUUGAAGGAGUGCAUCCGAGCUUUAGGGCAGAACAAGUCUCAUACCCCUUUUCGGGAGAGCAAGCUGACACAGGUGCUAAGGGACUCUUUCAUAGGAGCAAACUCAAGGACCUGCAUGAUAGCAAUGAUUUCUCCAGGCAUGAGUUCGUGUGAGUACACCUUAAACACGCUGAGAUAUGCUGACAGAGUGAAAGAGCUCAGCCCUCAUGAUGGAGGUGGUGAAACUCAGUGUCAGAUGGAGACUGAGGAGGCUGAGACCAGUACCGAAGGCUCAGUUUUUCAACUCAAUUUCUCCAAGGAUGAUGAGGAAGAACUCUCUCCACACAUGUUCAACUAUCGAGAGGUUAUGACUCAAAUUAGUGAACGGGAGGAGAAGGUUGUAGAGCAGCUCAGAGAACUGAGACAGAAAAUGGCUACUGAACUUGACUGCCUCUUGCAAAUCACAGAGAAACCAGAUUAUGAUCUUGAGACCUUUGUGAGCAGAGCUAAGUACUUCGUAGAGGACAGCUCAAGAAAUUUCCUUAGUGUCAGAGAAACGCUGGAUGCCCUGGGGACUGCCAUGCAACUGGAAGAGCAAGCCAGCAAGCAGAUUAGCUGGCGGAGGCCUUAAUCAUUACAGCAAAACCUGGUUCACAAGCAAUCUUUCAUGCGCUUGUCUUGUCUUGCAUGUUUGUCAGUGGUUUGUAUCACUCCUGUUUUAAAUGUGGUAGGGUGUCUGCAGGUCACAUGCCCAAGGGCAGUGAACACAGCAGCCUUUUUCUUCAUGGCCUGUAUCAGGGUACUCAGCAAAGUGCUAAAAUGCACCCACUGCAAGGCUUGGGUAGGGGGCCUGAGAGUCUGCAGUCUCUGCCUGAGAUAGCUAGCCCUUUGCUGGUGACAGUGGUCUCCCCUUAGGGAACUAACUACACAUGUAUAGUACAUUACCUCUUCCAGAUGUGCUUGAAACAUUGCAAAACUGUUACAAGUUUUGCUUUUCUGGAAGGAAAGAGAAUGGACUAUGUGUUUGUAAAAACCAGUAUUUUAAGAAGUUUAAUAAAUAAAUGUUCUUGGAUCUCA
Molecule: messenger RNA, 2879 nt
Organism: Motacilla alba alba
Lineage: Eukaryota; Metazoa; Chordata; Aves; Passeriformes; Motacillidae
Gene: KIF2C
Product: kinesin family member 2C
Exons: 21
Coding region: 307-2433 (708 amino acids)
Biological process (GO): microtubule-based movement
Molecular function (GO): microtubule motor activity; microtubule binding; ATP binding
Source: RefSeq, a predicted model, not a curated record